CCAGCUGCUUUCUGGGCAGCCCAAGAUGGCGGCGCGCUGGAGCAGCGAGAAUGUGGUGGUGGAGUUCCGGGACUCCCAGGCAACGGCCAUGUCUGUGGACUGUCUUGGACAGCAUGCAGUGCUUUCUGGGCGCCGCUUCCUGUAUAUCGUCAACCUCGAAACACCUGCUGACGGCCACCGCAAGAUCUCCCGCCAGAGCAAAUGGGACAUAGGAGCUGUGCAGUGGAAUCCGCACGACAGCCAUGCGCACUACUUUGCCGCUUCGAGCAACCAGCGAGUUGACCUGUAUAAAUGGAAAGAUGGUAAUGGGGAAGUUGGCACUUCCUUGCAAGGGCACACGCGUGUGAUCAGUGAUUUGGACUGGGCAGUGUUUGAGCCAGACCUGCUGGUUACCAGUUCGGUUGAUACGUACAUCUACAUCUGGGAUAUCAAAGACACACGGAAGCCGACCGUCUCGCUCUCUGCAGUCGCUGGAGCCUCCCAGGUGAAAUGGAAUAAGAAAAAUGCCCACUGCUUGGCGACCAGCCAUGAUGGGGACGUGCGCAUUUGGGACAAGCGGAAACCAGGUACUGCUGUGGAAUACUUGGCAGCGCAUCUCUCUAAAAUCCACGGCCUGGACUGGCACCCAGACAAUGAAAACAUUUUGGCCACAUCCAGCCAGGACAACUCCGUCAGGUUCUGGGACUACCGGCAGCCUCGAAAAUACCUCAACAUCCUGGCCUGUCAAGUUCCAGUCUGGAAAGCCCGAUACGCGCCUUUCAGCAACGGGCUGGUGACGGUGAUGGUGCCCCAGUUGCGAAGGGAGAACAGUCUCCUCCUCUGGAAUGUCUUUGAUCUGAACACGCCGGUCCACACCUUCGUAGGGCACGAUGAUGUGGUGCUAGAAUUCCAGUGGCGGAAGCAGAAGGAAGGGUCAAAGGACUACCAGCUGGUCACUUGGUCUCGAGAUCAGACACUGAGGAUGUGGCGAGUCGAUGGCCAGUUGCAGCGGCUGUGCUCCAAUGACCUCCUGGAUGGGGUGGAGGAGCUCAUCGAUGGGAUUUCUCUCCUGCCAGAGCCAGACAAGGCCCUGCCUGCCCAAGAGACUGAGCCCCAGCAGAACUCCAGCCACGGAGAGGAGGAAGCCUUAAAAGAAGAGUCACAGAAAAGCCUCUUGGUGGGGAAAAAGCUGGACCAGCUGGGGCUGCCCCAGACGUUGCAGCAGGAAUUCUCUCUCAUCAACGUGCAGAUCCGAAACGUCAACAUGGAGAUGGAUGCCGUGAAUCGCAGCUGCACAGUCUCGGUGCACUGCAGUAACCACAGGGUCAAGAUGCUGGUGAUGUUCCCCGCGCAGUAUCCCAACAACGCUGCCCCCUCCUUUCAGUUCGUCAGCCAGACCACCAUCCCCUCCACCAUGAAGGCCAAGUUGCUGAAGAUCUUGAAGGACACGUCCAUGCAGAAGGUGAAACGGAACCAAUGCUGCCUGGAGCCGUGUCUGCGCCAACUGGUCUCCUGCCUGGAGUCUGUCGUGAACCAAGAGGACAGCUCCUCCAGCAACCCCUAUGCACUCCCGAACUCUGUGACGCCGCCUUUGCCGACCUUUCCCAGGGUCUCCAAUGCCUACGGCUCCUACCAGGAUUCCAAUAUCCCGUUCCCACGUACCUCCGGAGCCAGGUUCUGCGGGGCAGGGUACCUGGUGUACUUCACACGACCGAUGACAAUGCACCGCGCAGUCUCGCCUACAGAACCAACUCCCCGAUCUUUGUCGGCCCUCUCGGCUUACCAUAGUGGCCUCAUCACUCCCAUGAAAAUCCGUACAGAGACCCCAGGCAACCUACGCUUGUAUGGUGGGAGCCCCACCCGCAGUGAGAAGGAGCAGGUCUCCAUCAGUUCCUUCUACUAUAAGGAGAGGAUGUCACCUUGCUCUGCCAGACGGCGCUGGUCCAUACAAGCGAUUAACGACUUCCCGAAAUCCAGACGAUGGAAGAGCAAACGCGAGGGGACCGAUGCCAGCAACCGGCCAAUCAAAGCUGCUGGGAAAGUGAUCAUUCAGGACAUCUCUUGCCUGCUGCCUGUCCACAAAUCACUAGGGGAGAUGUACAUACUGAACGUGGCUGACAUCCAGGAGACCUGCCAGAAGAAUGCUGCUUCGGCCUUGAUGGUGGGGCGCAGGGACCUCUUGCAGGUCUGGUCGUUAGCUACGGUAGCAACUGACCUCUGCCUGGGCCCGAACUCUGACCCCGACUUGGAGACCCCCUGGGCCCAGCACCCCUUCGGGCGCCAGCUCCUGGAGUCUCUGGUGGCACAUUACUGCCAGCUCCAUGAUGUGCAGACUUUGGCCAUGCUGUGCAGCGUCUUUGAGGCCCAGUCCAGGCCGCAGGGAGCCCUAAACUCCGUGGGACUCUUUCCUCAGCGCUCCUCCAGCCACAGCCGAUAUCCCAGCUUUACCUCCUCAGGCUCCUGUUCCAGCAUGUCCGACCCGGGACUUAGCACCAGCAGCUGGAACAUAGCCAGCAAGGAGAUGGAGCACAACCCAGCCUGGGGCGAGUCUUCCCCUGAGGACUUCCGCUUCGGCAACUUGGCCUACGCCGACCAUCGGGAUCGGGAGAAGGAUCAGCACGACAGGAACAAAAGGCUCCUGGAUCCAGCCAACAUGCAGCAGUUUGAUGACUUCAAGAAGUGCUACGGGGAAAUCCUUUACCGCUGGGGCCUUCGCGAGAAGCGGGCCGAAGUCCUCAAGUUUGUUUCCUGCCCCCCUGACCCUCACAAGGGGAUUGAGUUCGGUGUCUACUGCAGCUACUGCCGCAGCGAGGUCCGGGGUAUCCAGUGCGCCCUCUGCAAGGGCUUUGCGUUCCAGUGUGCCAUCUGCCAUGUGGCCGUGCGAGGCUCCUCCAACUUCUGCCUGACCUGUGGACACGGGGGACACACCAGCCACAUGAUGGAGUGGUUCCGCACCCAGGAAGUGUGUCCCACCGGCUGCGGAUGCCACUGCUUGCUGGAGAGCACCUUCUGACCGAGCGUCCUCCGAGCCUGAGUCUGACUACACCAUGGCCUCGGUUGGGUCGCUCUUGAAAAGCAACGAGGCCGCCGUUCUCCCAGGUGGCUUCUGAAAUGGGUGGGUGGCCGGUGGCCUUCUGCCCUCCCUAACAGGAGGUUGGGUCGGAUGGAGCACCUCUUGUGGGUUUCCUGCCUCAGCAGGGUCUUUCCAAAGUGCAAAGAGAGAGAGACAGUCAUGUGCAGAAGACAAUCACUGUAGCUUGGCAGGGUGGAAGAGCUCUUGAGCAACGGAGGGAUCACGGGCCUCCCAGCCUGGAUUUGGAAGAGGGAACCAAUGCACCUGGGGAUUCUGUUGGAUACGUGAGAAACAUGCCCUGAGCUAUGAGCUGGAUGAGAGGUUGUCUUGAUGUUUCUUCUGACGCAAACAGGGAGGAUCAGAACAAACUAAGUGAGCUCCCUACACAAGCACAGGCAGGGAACAUCCGUCUUGGCUGAAUUAAUUGGUGUGUCCUCUUGUGAACAGAGUACAGCAGAGGCUCUGCCCUGAUGAACAUAACACAGAAAGUUCUUUCUCCUGGGGGUGUUUUUUUUAAAAAACUGCUCUUUCAUCCGAGACUCUAAAAUAACUCCAGAGGUUGAUGGGCCAGAAGGAUUUGGUCCCUUUUUAAAGCAAGGCUAUUAUUUUUGAUGGUGCUUCAGUGACUUGGCUUGGACGUGCCCAUGACACUCCUCCAGAAACUGGCAGCCAUUGCAGGACCGGAAAGGGGUGGUUUUUUGCGUGUGAAAUUGGAUUCUAUUAAGAAAAGAGGGCCUAAGUCUUCAAGGAGCCACGCCAGCUGUCCACUUUGGAGUAGCGGUUUCAAGAUCCGAAUAUCAGUAUUUUUUUUUACUCCGAACUCCAUUCCAGCCCAGAGGAAGGGCUGAGGGCAAGUCUUCUUUACUGCCCAGCGAUUGCACAAAUAUCUUUUGGGUGCAAACAAGAGUCUGAGCUGAGCACCCCAACUUUUGGCUCAGCCCGUCCGUGCCUGGUUCCAGGCUUGCUGGGCCCAUUACCAUUACUUUUGAGCCGUGUAGCUGAGGAGGUGUAUUUGUGUAUAUUCUGUAAUAAAAUAAGAGCAUUUUAUAAAA
Molecule: messenger RNA, 4104 nt
Organism: Elgaria multicarinata webbii
Lineage: Eukaryota; Metazoa; Chordata; Lepidosauria; Squamata; Anguidae
Gene: WDR59
Product: WD repeat domain 59
Exons: 27
Coding region: 26-2992 (988 amino acids)
Biological process (GO): cellular response to amino acid starvation; positive regulation of TORC1 signaling
Cellular component (GO): vacuolar membrane; Seh1-associated complex
Molecular function (GO): protein binding; signaling adaptor activity
Source: RefSeq, a predicted model, not a curated record